Molecule: messenger RNA, 1173 nt
Organism: Lactuca sativa (garden lettuce)
Lineage: Eukaryota; Viridiplantae; Streptophyta; Magnoliopsida; Asterales; Asteraceae
Product: VQ motif-containing protein 4
Source: RefSeq, a predicted model, not a curated record
GUCUCUUUUAAGUAUUGUCAAAGUAGAAAACUAAUCUAAAUGGAAAGAAAAGUCAACGGGGAGCUACAACCCUGUUGGACUUUGGCUUAAACUUGGUUCCAAAUUCCAAUCACACUUCACAUCUAAUCUAACAUAGUUGUAAUUAACCAAUCGCCUUGUCACGAGUGCCCCUUUCUCCUCACCACAACCACUCUUUCCAAUACCGCGUGUGUUACACCACCAUACAAGGCUAAAGGCUUUACUUGCAAUCGACCAUAACCAUGUGACACGUAGCACACAUGUUUCUAAUGCGCGCGUGAGUUCCUCACAUGUUUUGAGGAAUCGAUCCAUUAGGACCCACCUACAACUCAUUUAUCUAUGAAUCCCUACAAAGUAUAAAAUACCAGUUUUUUAUUCAAAACACUUUCAUCUACCUCUAUACCUCUCAAUCUAUCGCUAGACUCUUAAAAUGGAGAAUUACCUUGCUUCCACCUCCGGCUCCACCACCACCAUCAACCACCCAUCACCGCCGAUAACCCCCGUUACGAUCUCCAAUCCAAACAACCCGUACCCAACAACCUUCGUCCAAGCCGACACAACAUCCUUCAAAAAGGUAGUUCAAAUGCUAACCGGAUCAUCUGAAACAGUCAAACAAUCCGCAGCCACCACCAGGCCAGACUUAGCUGCCAGAAACCCGAUCCCUGCCAUGAAAACGGGUCCGAACAAAAAACCAUCGAAGCUGUAUGAGCGGCGGAGCAGUCUGAAAAACUUCAAAAUCAGUCCGUUGGCUCCUGGAUUCACAAACGGCGGAGGGUCCUCCGGAUCCCCACGGAAUCCCAACGCGCCGGAGAUUAUGUCCCCAAGUCUUCUUGAUUUUCCGUCGUUGGUGCUUAGUCCAGUCACACCUCUUCUUUCCGAUCCGUUUAAUAGGUCUCCGGCGAAUGACUGUUCCCCAAAUUUGGACGUUGAGGCUGAAGAAAAGGCGAUUGCAGAGAAAGGAUUUUACUUACAUCCGUCGCCGGCGACUACUCCGAGGAGGGAAUCGGAACCUCAGCUUUUGCCUUUGUUCCCCGUGACUUCACCAAGAUUUUCCGGCUCUUCAAGCUCUUCGUGAACCAUGAGUUGUUAUUUUAUUUUUUGGUUAAUUAUGAAUGUAGUGAUUUUUUAAUAAAUAGAAUUUUUCGUUGGAUGUUA